This is a messenger RNA of Penicillium vulpinum, 1446 nucleotides long. RefSeq lists its product as uncharacterized. Gene Ontology annotation, molecular function: carboxylic acid transmembrane transporter activity. Gene Ontology annotation, cellular component: plasma membrane. Gene Ontology annotation, biological process: carboxylic acid transport; transmembrane transport. NCBI's taxonomy places the organism in Eukaryota, Fungi, Ascomycota, Eurotiomycetes, Eurotiales, Aspergillaceae. The transcript is spliced from 5 exons. The record is from RefSeq and is a predicted model, not a curated record. Bases 1 to 1446 code for a protein of 481 amino acids.
AUGGCAUCCCUGGGAGCGAAAUUGAAAUUUGUGAUCACUGCGGGCGUUGGGUUCUUCGCAGAUGGCUAUCUCAACCUGACAAUUGGACUUGUGGUACCAAUUCUGGGUUAUCUAUAUUUCCAAGAUGGCAAGGUACCGACAGUUGACAGCGACAUCAUGAAAGGUGGCCUGAGUCUAGGCAUGGUAGUGGGCCAGCUUCUUUUUGGGGUUCUAAGUGAUGUUUGGGGUCGCCACACUGUUUAUGGUAAAGAGCUUCUUCUCACUAUAUGUGGAACCCUGAUGGUAGUCUUGUUGCCUUGGAGCCGGAUGUCGGCCCAGUCUGUGACAGCAUGGGUUGCAAUAUUUCGUGUUGUGACUGGUGUGGGAAUUGGAGCUGACUAUCCAUUAUCUUCAUCUUUGGCGGCAGAAAAGUCACCAUUUGGUUCUCGUGCUGUGCAAGUGUUGACCGUCUUCUCAAAUAUUGGCCUUGGUAAUAUUGCAGCCAGCAUCGUGUUUCUUAUCUUGCUCAAGGCAUUCGAGGAGUCAAUAGCCAACAGCCUGAGCCAACUCCAAUGGGUCUGGCGUCUGCUAUUGGGCAUUGGAAUUGUACCAGCGCUCUUCACCCUCUAUGCUCGGUUGACGAUCACGGAGACACCGGCCUACAAGCAAUAUGUCUGUGAUGACGCUUCUGGGCAGGAACGCACAUUCAAGAAGCAGUGGGAAGACUUUUGCGAGUACUUCAGUCACUGGAAACACGCCAAAGUGCUAUUCGCGACAGCAGCUUCCUGGUUCUUGUUUGAUAUCGCAUACUAUGGUAUCAAUCUCAACCAAAGCAUUAUACUGGCAAGAAUCGGUUAUGCGAAUGGAGAAACACCAUGGAAAACGCUAUACAAUACCGCUGUGGGUAAUAUAAUCAUUCAGACAGCAGGCUAUCUCCCCGGAUUCUAUGUCGGAAUCUUCCUUCCUGAUCGUAUCGGUCGUGUACGCCAACAAUUCUGGACCUGUAUCAUGGUGUGCAUCCUUUAUGCCAUAUGGGCUGGGAUCAGCACACAGAGUGCGCAAACCCCGACAGCUGCCUUGAUGAUCAUCUUUGGGCUGUCGCAGUUUUUGCUGACUGUUGGCCCCAAUUGCACAACAUUCCUGAUUCCCGCUGAAGUGUUUCCCACGCGUGUUCGAGGCACAGCGCAUGGAAUAUCUGCUGCUGCUGGAAAAUGCGGCGCAAUUUUGACUGCAUUUGCUUUCGGUACUAUUGAGGAUACAAUCGGCUUGGGGGGUGUUCUUGGGUUGUUCUCGGGGAUCAUGCUGCUCACUGCUCUUGUAACCUUGAUGAUACCCGAGACCAAGGAUCAAACACUUGAGGACAUUGAAAAUGAUGAACUCUAUAACAUUGACGGAGGUAACAGGGGGCUGUAUGCCACCUUGGGCAGUCACAGCCAAUAUGCAAAAAUAUCGACAGAGGCAGAUUAA